This is a messenger RNA of Chelonia mydas (Green sea turtle), 8657 nucleotides long. It is a transcript of the gene SLC16A4, whose product is annotated as solute carrier family 16 member 4. Bases 122 to 1735 code for a protein of 537 amino acids. The record is from RefSeq and is a predicted model, not a curated record. Lineage: Eukaryota; Metazoa; Chordata; Testudines; Cheloniidae. The transcript is spliced from 9 exons. Gene Ontology annotation, molecular function: monocarboxylic acid transmembrane transporter activity. Gene Ontology annotation, biological process: monocarboxylic acid transport; transmembrane transport.
GUUCCCUAGUACAGAGAGGAAUUAAGGAACAGACUUGAACUAACUCAGGAGGCUGUAGCUAGCCCCAACAAAUGAAGACAGAUUAUUUUUCUUAAAUCUUAUUUUUGCAGCAUCUUAUGCUAUGCAGCAUCCAGACGGAGAAAGGAAGGGGGCAGAGAAUCAGCCAACAGCAAUGAAGGAGGAGGAGGAACAGCAACCCAUAACUCCUGAUGGAGGAUGGGGAUGGAUGAUAGUGCUUCACUUCUUUCUGGUAAAUGUGCUCGUGAUGGGAAUGCUGAAAACCUUUGGAAUUUUCUUUGUGGUCUUUCAAGAAGAGGUGGGAGGCUCUUCAGAACAAAUCAGUUGGAUCGGCUCCAUCAUGUCCUCUCUCCGCUUCUCAGCAGGUCCACUGGUCACUAUAGCCUGUGGAAAGCUGGGGGACCAGCUGACCUCCAUCAUUGGGGCAGGCCUAGUUAGCACUGGUUGUCUGAUCAGCACACAGGCCACUAGUAUCUCCUUCCUGUGUGCGUCUAUGGGACUGCUAUUGGGGCUGGGCUUUGCUUGCUUGUAUCAAGCAGCUGCUGUGAUGACUGCCAGGUACUUUAAAAAGCGACUGGCUCUAUCCAAUGCAAUUGCACGCUCAGGAAUGGGACUGACAUUUGUACUAGCACCUUUCACUCAACUUCUGAUAGAUUUUUAUGGUUGGCAAGGUACCCUACUGAUCUUUGGAGGGAUCAUGUUAAACCUUGUGCCUUCUAGUAUGUUACUGCGACCUAUUAUCAUCAAGAAUCUCCAGGACUUUUCUGGUAGAAAUGUAGACAGUGGAUCAUUAACACAAAGUAAACAUCCAGCAACUCUUACAAGCCACCUAGAUGAAAUCAGUACCACAGAAACACAGUUUAAUACUAGACUGGAUUCUCCUAUGCAAGAUUCCACUGUCACAAACAGGCUCCAGUCAGCUGGAACAUUAGGAUCACUAGUUCCAGUGAACUCUGCUGGUCUGGAAGGGCCUGAGAGAGAAACCUCCAACUGCUACUCUCCUGAUGGAGGCAGUGACAGAGACUGUGGCUAUAACAACCUUCCACUGCAAAAGGAAUGGAAUUCCCACUUAUGGCCAGUUCCCAGCAGGCAGCCUCUUCUUGAUUUCUCACUGCUGAAAGAUCCCUUCUUCUGUAUUUUUGCCUGGUCAUUUUUGUUCAGCCAACUGGCCUACUUCAUUCCCACCUUUCACCUGGCAGCAAGAGCCAAAACCUUGGGCAUAAAUGGCAUGGAUGCCUCUUACCUCAUUUCAGUGGCUGGGAUUACAGAGACAGUCAGCCAAUUGCUUUCUGGUUGGAUUGCUGAUCAGAACUGGAUCAAGAAGUAUCAUUACCAUAAGACUUACCUUAUUCUGUGUGGCAUCACUAACCUGCUGGGUCCUCUUGCCACAUCCUUUCCAUUACUUAUGGUCUACACCAUAAGCUUUGCCAUAUUCUGUGGUGGAUACCUGGCUCUGCUGCUCCCUGUACUGGUAGAUCUUGUAGGUGUCCCCAGACUCCACAGUUCUUUAGGAUUUGCCUCAUUCUUCGCUGGGAUAGCAACCAUCGCUGGACCUCCUAUAGCAGGUUGGCUGUAUGACUACACUCAGACAUAUGCCUGCUCCUUUUUCUUUGCUGGAACCUGUUAUCUCAUCGCACCCAUUUCCUUCUUCUUUGAGCCUGCAGCCCAUCAGUGGAAGCUACGGAAAGAAGCGGAGUUGAACAAAGUGAGCACUUAGGGGCGAGGCUCUGCUGCAGUUGAAAGAAAAGAAGCCUGACUUCAGUAUAUGAUCAGAAGGUGAUAAUUAGGACAGACUUUUCACUAAUUAAUAAAACAUGGCAGAAAAAUGAAAACGGACAUUUGUUGCAACAAAAGACUCAAAUGAUCUUAUUGUCCAUAAAUGUUACUUCAUGAGCAAGUGGUGUUUAAAAUCAAGAUGAGCCCAGCAAGAUAUGCAUUUUGGCUAAGACUUUUUGUUCCUAAAAUAUCCUCAGUUUGCCAUGAAGUCUAGUCAUUGCUUAAAACAACUUCACUGCUUCUGUUCUUCCCCCAGUGUACAUUAUCUCAUAUGUUUAACAUGAUUAGUAAGAGCCUUUGUAUUAGGUAAUUCAUUUCUGCUUUUACAGCUUGCUUAGCCAGUGUCCUUAGCCUGAAGGGUUAUCUAAACCCAGUCAGCCCAAUAUAUGGAGUUAAAAACUGACUCACCUUUCAACAUAAAGCAGAUGAGACCCUCAAAAGUGCUAAAACAUAGAGGAUCUUGUUAAUUAGGUUAAAAAUAACUGGAAUAAUGAUCAGGGGAAGAGCGUGCACUAAAGAGGAUUAAAUUUAAGCUUCAGCGAAACAAAGAGGGAGUCCACAAAAACCGGUUUUUCUGCACCAAGAAAACAUUGUGACUGCUAAAAGUUCUCCUGACCAUUGGCAUGGUACAUCUUUGUUAACACAUAGGAUGGAACCAAAAGUAAUUUAAUUAAAGAAGGCACUAUGAUAUGAUAAAGUUAAAUUCAAUCCUCUUUUCAUACAAUAUAACCAAUUGUUAUUUGAUGUGCUGGGUAUAUUUUCAUUAAAAAUUUGGCAGCACAACUGAAAUUCCUGAGUUGGAAAAAAAAAACCUAGAAAAGGAACAGGACUAGAAGAGAGACCCUUUGAUACAGAGAAUGGGGAAACCAGCAACUCACUUCUAGCCCCAUAAGUUAUCAUACUCUCGUAUAAUGCAAAAGGGAAGGUAUAUUGGGUCAGAUGGUCUUUUCCUGUUAUUUGUAUAAUAGUCCCCUGAGGCCCAAUCCAGACUGUACUUGACACUGGGCAAAUGACUUAAGAUAAUUUUUGGUCCAAAGAUUUUACUAUCGAAACAGAAAAAAAAACGAGUGGGAGGUACAGACGUUACACAGAAGGUAAGCAGCAAGCUACAACCAGAACCCAGGUCUCUGGGCUACCCAGUCGGGUGCAUUGUGUACCAGGCCACACUGCCUAAUGUGUCAUACAAUAGCAGGUUUAAAGGACUGCAAGGCAGAUAUCAAAGGCUCCUCCGAUCUCCACAUCCUCCAAGUGACUGGGGCAUGCACACACUACAUGCAGCUGUCGGAGCCAAGGCAAAAAUCUUAGCUUAACCUUAUCUUGUUGGGCCUACGUAUUAAAUGAGUCUUCAGAUAGUCUUAUUUUACAUUCCAUACAGAAAUAGAAAAAAAAAACUGGAAGAAUUAAGAGGUGUGUGUGCAUUGCAGGGAAUAUAUUCCUACUUUCUCCUAAGGAUGGAACCUCUGAAUAUUCCCUGAAAGGCAAAAAACUCUAGAUAUCUGUGUAUGUGCUCUAAGGGGAAAGCGUGGUGGGGGAUUUCUCUUAACUCAUAGCAAUCAAUGCAGCUCUUUCCACACAAGCAAGCGUCACUAUCGUUAAACAUCUAAUUCUAUUUAUGCCCCAAAAUAUCGUUAGUAUCCUUAAAUAUUUGGGCAUGUUGUAUUUCUGUUCUCACUUAGCCUCCAUUCUUUGUGUUUAUCUAGACACUUCACACCAGUUUAAAGGUAGCAGAACGAGAAUGUUUAAAGUGAUCUCUGAAGGGCAAGACCUAAUACAGCAGCUUUAGCUUUCUUCGCACUGCAGUGACUUCAAGCUUUGCAAUAUCUAUCACUAGCUAUUUGAACACUUAUUAAUUGAUCUGGAAUCUGCAGUAUUUUUAAAUGAAAAUUUAGGUCAAUGGCACAAUCCAUUUUCUACCAUUAAAAGAAUUUUCCAUUACAGAAACCUCUAACAUGUAAUUUCAAGUAUGAAAGCAAGUGGUGUAUAUUUAAUAAAAAAAACUAUUACAAGUUUAUUAAGGAUCUAAGACAUUGCUGAAGGCAAGAAGAUUCACUUAAGGAUAAUGGGCCAAAUUCAGCCCUCAUCUAACUCCACUGAUUUCAAAGAAAAUCUGUGCCUGCUUAUAGCAGGGAAAAAUUUGGCUUUAAAUCUGCAAAAUUUGUCAAGUAUAAAUAUUAAGGUACCUGAUUUUUCAAAGAUUCAGAGCACUCAUAGUUUCAAAUAAUUUCAAUGGAAAAUGAGGCAAUGAACACCUCUCAUAGUCAGUCCAUUAAUCUCUAACUGUAGCAUCAAAUGUUACCCUAGGAUCUGGUUGUGUGAACCAACUCUUAAAUCCACGACACAAGACAUAUGUACUAGACAGGGAUUUCUAAGGGUCCUCUUUCAACUCAAUGCGGUUCUAUAACAUGUUCAAGGCAAGGAAAUUCUCUUAAAGAUAGUGGGUCAAGUUCAGCUCUCAACUAACUCUGCUGAUUUCAAAGAAACUGUGCGUGCUGAAAGAGAACACCUCAAUGAGUUAAAUAGGCUUCAAAAUCUUUUUUAAAGACAAGAGCAGGUAUUUUGUAGGUUACUCCUAGGUUAUGUCUACACUAGCAGCACUAUGAUGGUAUAACUACACUGGUAGAUUAUACCAGCAAAGCUCUCUUAGUGAGGAUGCAGUUUAUAAUAGCAGAACUGCCCUUUUGCUAGUAUAGCUUAUUCCAGCCCCCUUGAGGAAAAUAAUUUAUAUCAGCAAGAAUUCAGUUUGCCAGUAUAACUGUGUCUACACUAGGGGCUUUUGCCAGCACAGCUAUGAUGGUAACAAAUCACUCCUCAUCAAAUCCCUGACCAGCACAGCUAUGCCAUCAAGAUUUUGUUGUGUAGACCUGACCUCAGAUUAACAUUUUGGGACAGAUGCUUUUGUCUCAAUUUUCAAAGUGCCUGAGAUUCUAUAUGUCUAUAAAAUUGCAUGUUAGAAAUGUGUUAAAACAGAGCUAACUGUCUUGGACAGGGCUGAAGACUUUUCAACACCUACUCAUCUGAGGCCCAUGCACACUAGCCUGGAUGAAGACCACCUAGACUGCCAUAUACCUUUAUCUUCACUAUGAUUCUGUGAACGCCAGGCAAGACUAGUGUGGCAGCUGUGUAGCAGCAUUCACUAAUGAGAGAAGUGGUAGAUACGCUGGAGUGUAGGGAUAGGGACCUAGACAAAUUAGAGGACUGGGCCAAAAGAAAUAUGAGGAGGUUCAACAAGGACAAGUGCAGAGUCCUGUACUUAGGAUGGAAGAAUCCCAUGCACCGCUACAGACUAGGGACCGAAUGGCUAGGCAGCAGUCCUGCAGAAAAGGACCUGUGGGUUACAAUGGAUGAGAAGCUGGAUAUGAGUCAACAGUGUGCCCUUGUUGCCAAGAAGGCUAACGGCAUUUUGGGCUGUAUAAGUAAGGGCAUUGCUAGCAGAUCAAGGGAAGUGAUCAUUCCCCUCUAUUUGAGAUUAGUGAGGCCUCAUCUGGAGUACUGCAUCCAGUUUUGGGCCCCACGCUACAAGGCAGGCGUGGGAAAAUUGGAAAGUGUCCUGCGGAGGGCAACAAAAGUGAUUAGAGGAGAGGCUGAGGGAACUGGGAUUGUUUAGUCUGCAGAAGAAUGAGGGGGAAUUUGAUAGCUGCUUUCAACUACCUGAAAGGGGGUUCCAAAGAGGAUGGAUCUCGACUGUUCUCGUUCUGUCAUUGGUACCACUGAGGAGUAAUGGUCUCAAGUUACAGUGCGGGAGGUUUAGAUUGGAUAUUAGGAAAAACUUUUUCACUAGGAGGGUGGUGAAGCACUGGAAUGGGUUACCUAGGGAUGUGGGGGAAUCUCCUUCCUUUGAGGUUUUUAAGGUCAGGCUUGACAAAGCCCUGGCUGGGAUGAUUUAGUUGGGGAUUGGUCCUGCUUUGAGCAGGGGUUGGGACUAGAUGACCUCCGGAGGUCCCUUCCAACCCUGAUAUUCUAUGAAUGCAGGAUCGGGUUCCCAGGUGCUCCAUCUUGCUUUUCACUUUUAAGUGGUCAUUACACUGCACCUGCACUGUGCAUGAUCAAACAGAUAUCAAUAGGCCACUGAACACCUUUCAGGGAGUAACUGCUUCCAUUAACAAUGAUUGAACCAAUGACAAAGGCUCUAUCGCCUCAUUAUCCUGAGCCAUGCAAUUCAUUUCUUCCUCUCCCAAGCCUACCUUUUGCAUGUUCUUAGGCUCCCCUUAGAUGCUUUCAUGAGAAAGAGCGAAAUACAAUUCUUAUAAUCAAUGAGACUUAUGGGAGUUGAUUCAUAUUGUUGUUCCUAUACUUGAGGAUCUGCCUAAGAGCAGUUUUUGGGAGAUGGUGAAGUGAAAGACCAAAAGGAUAAAUACCACAUCCUAAGGUACAACCAGACUCAGAAUGGCAACAAGACUCACUGGGGUGAUAAAUCAUUCCUUCAGCCUGGGAUAUUCAAAGGUGCCUAACUGAGUUGAGUGCUUACUUCCUUUAAUUUCAAUGAAAGGAGUUCCCUUAGCCUUCACUGAAAAGCCUAGUUCUAUUAGAUCCAAGCUCCUCCUCAAAAAAAGAUCCCAAGGGGAAGGUCUUUAUUUGGUAUUUUUCAUCAGCACAAGAUUUGGAAAGAGUGAUCAAAAUAUGAACUCAGGAUUUGUCCAAUGGAAUAGUCACAGUAUUAUGCUCCUGAAUAAGAAUUACUGCUGGGUUUUGGGGUACUCAAAUGUGCCAUAAACCAUUAAAAUAGAUCCCAGCCAAUUUAACCAUUGUGUGACUAUAACCUAUUUUGCAAGUUAUAGUAAAAAAAAAAAAAGUUUCCUUUUCAUGAAGUCUGAUGGGCCAUUUUAGUGUGAAAGAAAAUGUAGUGCUCAGGAAGAAUUCCUGUUAGACAGCUCUAGAUGCUACUGACCCAGUGACCAGGCCGAGAUACUGUGAGUUCCCUUAUACCUCCCUGGCUGCUUGCACCUCACUCCUGACCCAAAGGGGCCAUCUCUAAGUGUGAAAGGAGAGCUCAUCAUCAUUGCCCACUGAAAUCCUUGCCCUUGCUGCUGAAAUUGCCAGUGAGGGCCAGUUAGGGCUAUUUAGUGUCAAAUGUGGUUGUAGUUUGUUAUAUGGACACCUGUCGAAGCUGGACUAAGACCCUAUUGAUUUCAUAGGUCAUGCUUAAAGAUUCAGAGGGGUGAGAAUGUCAUGGAUACCGUUAACUUCUUUGUUUCUCAAUGAUUUCAAUGUGGGAAGGCUCUAGGUGGGUCACACCCCAUUGGUCCAGAGGGGAGGUACUGUCAGAGAGUAAGCCAGCCCCACACUCACCGCACAGCAGGGGUAUGGCCAGAAAUUUGAGUGAGUGGCACUGUGGCCUGACACACAGAGUUGCAGCAACACUCACUGCUGCCCAUGCCUGGAGUGAGUGCAGGUCAGGCUCACACUCAACUCCCAGACCCAUGGGACAAGAGCUGCUGUCAUCUGGGGCGAGUGUGGUCAGGCUCACUCUCUCCAGCACAACCUCCGCUCUCCCCUCCCAUUCAGGCCAUCCCCUUUCACCAUGCCAGGAUUAGUGUUUAGUGCCAGGGCAGAGGGUGCUGCUGUGGGUGGUCAUGGCAAGGAGACAGGAGCAGAGGAGAAGGAUGCUGGCCUAUGAUUAUAGCAAGGUACAGCUGAAUUUCAUUUGUCACAGAAUUUUUUAAUCAAUCAGCACAAAAUCCUUGACUUUUACUAAAUUUAUUGUGACUACUCUGAUUUUUGAUAAAAAUGCAGUGACAAAUCUAAAACCUUAGUCAUGGUGAACAGCCAAGAUUAAAAAUUUUUUUUUAAAAUUCUCAUCUUGGUGGCUUUUUUGAUUUUUUCCUGUAGAAAAAGGAGGUCACAUUUGCAAAAAAAAGUUAAAAUAAGAGUUUAUACAGUAUUUUAAAUCCUUACCUUAUAUAUCUGAAGAUCCAGUACCUGUUUCCACAAAAGCAGAAAUCAUUGUAAAUUUGUUAGUACUCUGGAUCUCAGUUGCGAGGUUUCAGUUCCUGCUUCCAUAUCUGUGGAAACCUACAUUGGAUCAUCAAAAGUCAAGGUAAAGUUUUAAAAUAUAGCUUUAGACAACUCCAAGGUACACAAAACAAGCCUUAUCCCUGCCUUAUAGUUUGCACAGCAACCUUUUCAACCAAAAGACUUUAGAUAACAGCCAAACAUAAGACCAUAUAAAGAAAAGGAGGACUUGUGGCACCAAUUUAUUUGAGCAUAAGCUUUCGUGAGCUACAGCUCACUUCAUCGGAUGAAGUGAGCUGUAGCUCACGAAAGCUUAUGUUCAAAUUCGUUAGUCUCUAAGGUGCCACAAGUACUCCUUUUCUUUUUGCGAAUACAGACUAACACGGCUGCUACUCUGAAAUAAGACCAUAUGUCGUCAACGUCAGCUGCUAACUGCUUGCUAAGGUAAGGCCUUGUCUAUGCACGGAAACUGACUGGAAUAUUUAUUGUGGAAUAAGCACAGUGAUUAUUCCAGCAUCAAGUGACUUACUCCAGAAGAGUGUGUCCACAUGGGGAGCUAUUUCAGAACAGCUUAUUCCAGUCAAUCCCCCUGUGUAGACAAGGCCUAAGUGACAAUUUCCCAAGCCAACUGAAGAAUUAAAACCCACUUAACAUUUAAAAAGUGGACGGCAGCAUGGCCAAAUAGUUUGAGCACAAGGACUCCUCACUUUAAUCGUAGCUCUGCCACUGGCCACCUGUGACCUUAAGCAAGUUACAUCACCACUUUGCCUCCAUUUCCCUAUGUACAAAAUGGGGCUAAUGCUAUUCACUGCCUAUAGGGAUACUGUGAGAAUAAAUAUUUGUACAGUUUCAAAAUGUAAAGCAUGUAUAGUGAGUAUUAGUUAUGGGAAAUAAAAAGCAUAUUUAAAGUUUUA